CGUUCGGAAAUGGACCGAUGCAGCUGGGCGAACGGCGCUCGUCUGCUGUUCCACCUGUUCGCCGCCGUUAACCUGGCCAACGCCGUUCACCAUGACUACCGAUACGCGCAGUUGCCAGAGUUGGCGGUGACCCUGCGCCUGGAGCCACCGCUGUGGGGCAUGUUUAAGUACAUAAGCUUUCUGGGUGGCCUGGUGCAGUGUGGUUACUAUGCCCUUGCGCUGACCUACGACCUCUGGCGGCUGCCAUCCCUGCGGAACCUGCGUGACUACAUAUUGGCCACCUUUGUCGUCCCACUGGCCCUCACUGCGAGUCUGACCUUUUGGUCGCUUUAUGCAAUCGAUCGAAAUGCGAUAUAUCCGGAUCUGCUGGACUCAAUCUACCCGGAAUGGCUGAACCACGUACUGCACUCCUACAUCGUGGUCUACGCCCUCGUCGAGUUUGUCAGCACUCGCCAUAGAUAUCCGGAUCGCAGUCGGGGAUUCGUUGGAUUGGCUGCCUUCAUGGCCGGAUACCUGGUAUGGUCUAACUACUUCUGGUUCAGGACCGGCAUCUGGGUUUAUCCCUUCCUGGGGGACAUCGACUGGUAUAUCCGCGUCCUCUACUUCGCUCUGAUCAUCGUCGUCGCCUUCGUUUACUAUCUAAUUGGCGAGCACGUCAACCGAGUUCUUUGGGUGCAAACCACCGGCAAUUGAAGGCAUUUUCCGGCCUCAUAAUCAUCACCUACAAUUGGAUAGAAUAUGGUAGCAAAUAGAGUUGCUUUAUUAUUAUUAAUAUCAUAAGUCCAUUUAAACAUCUUUAUGCUAGCCUUAAUCUCGCCGCUUAACAAAAAAUUAUUUAUGUUUAUAUAACAGCAUACAUAAUUGUGAAAUUUUUAAAAAAAUAAUGCAGCUUCAACUUAAUAAGGCUUUAUCAACACAAAUAUUUUGAGUAGACGUAAUUUAAAAUUAAAUGAGCGUGAGAAAAAUA
This is a messenger RNA of Drosophila elegans, 967 nucleotides long. Its product is annotated as androgen-induced gene 1 protein. The transcript has a single exon. NCBI's taxonomy places the organism in Eukaryota, Metazoa, Arthropoda, Insecta, Diptera, Drosophilidae. The record is from RefSeq and is a predicted model, not a curated record. Gene Ontology annotation, cellular component: endomembrane system; membrane. Bases 10 to 693 code for a protein of 227 amino acids.